This is a messenger RNA of Striga asiatica, 1116 nucleotides long. The record is from the annotation of a GenBank genome assembly. NCBI's taxonomy places the organism in Eukaryota, Viridiplantae, Streptophyta, Magnoliopsida, Lamiales, Orobanchaceae.
AUGGAAAGAAGGAAUAUAAGACUCAGGAAGCCCCUUCGCUCGGACGGACUUCUCCAAUUUCCAAGAUGGAUUUCCUUAGGAGAAGUUGGCUCGAGCGGGCCACUCUUCUUAUUUGCCUAUUUGACCCUUUUGGAAUUCCAUUCCGUCUUUCAGCGGUUCCACGAGAAAUCCGCCGAGGAGUCGAAUCCGUAUGCCCCGGCGGCAGAUAAAAAGAUUUGGCCGUCAGUAAUGGAAAUUACAUUUGUCUGGGCGACAAGGAAGAGUAUGGUCUUAGAAGUUGAGGCGAAGCAAAGCGUACGAACGAAGCGAAGUUCAGUCAUAAAGCUGGUCGAGUGUAGAGAACUUCCUUGCCCGCAGAAGAGGAUCAUUCAUUCGCAUAAAGGAUCCAUCCCUUCCAAUCCUGCAGCUAAUGUUGCUGCUGGUGCAGAAGUAGCUGCCUUUUUAGCCUUAUCUGGCACUUUUUGGUCGAUGACUUUCCGGGGAAGGAUCAGUUUAAUAGCUAACAGCGGGGGAAGACCCUAUAGUCAAGGCUUUAUCGGAAGUCUCUCCAAGGGUCUAGUCUGCCCGGCGAUCGUGUUUUUCACAGGAUUUCUCGUUACUCAUGUCAGCACAAUAUCCAAACAGCGAACGGGUUUUCUGGUGCCAGCUACACAAUCCUUUAUGCCAACGCUUUUUAGAGUCGACUCAACGGUGCUCAAGCUUGAUCUUCCUACUCCUAUCUUCCCCCAGAGAAGGAAAGGGCUCAAUGUAGGUACGGAACUGACGCUCAAGGGAAGGAAAGAGGUCCUUCUUCUGCAUGAAAGGAAAUUACUACGUCUCGCUGGGGCCUGCCUAGAUGGAGCCUCUGAAUCCAGAUCGAGGAGACUCUUUUUUGAUCGACUUAGGGUCGAUCUCCUUCUUUCACACGAAGAGGACGGGGGCAAAGCCAAGAUCGUCUGCUGUAAAACUUGCCUUAGGGCAAUCAGUCUACUUGCCUUGUCCAGCAUCGAAUUCAAAAGGAAAAUCCCUUUUCUUAUAAGCUGGGCUGGCAGGAGAAGGCUUCCCCAACAGCACUGGUUUGUCCACCUUCAUGAUCUUUCAAAAUUGUCCCUAUUACUGACACCUGGAGCCAGGUGA